AUGGCAGCCUCAAAGCCACAGUUCUGGCGCACGUCUCUUCAAUCAUUUCAUGUUUAUCUGAGCACAAAUCGUUGGUUGGUCUACUAUUCUGUUCAAAUCGUCGAUAAUAUGAGUGUUAAUGACCCAAACGAAACCCUUGAUUCCAGAGUAUUCGGUAGAAAUCGCUACAAGUUCCUGGCACUCACCGCCAUUAUCCUCCUUGCUCUCUGGUCAAUUCUUACAAGCACCGUUACUCUUCGCUUUUCCGCCGGCAGCUUCUCCGACGACAUCGCCGGUGGCUCCCUUAUCCUCGACGAUUUCGACAUCAUUGAAAUCGAGGCGCGGGAGAAGGCGGUGAAGCAUAUGUGGGAUGCGUAUAUCAACGAUCGGCGAAUCAAAUUGCAACCGUUCUGGCAGGCGGCGUUUGUGGCUGCUUAUGAGGAUUUAUCCGGUGAUGUGGCGGAGGUGAGAGAAGCUGCGAUAUCAGAGAUUGCUAAGAUGUCUUUCUAUUCUACCGAUAUUCAUCUUCCAGAUCUCGAAAUCGAAUCAACGGAUUUACAGUUACAAGAACUACUCGCAUGAAAUUAGGGUAUGACUUGAAGAAGAACACAGGAUCAAAUUCAAGAAGAGCUUCCCCACUUUCUGAAAAACUGUAGCAAGUUUUAUACAAUUUUGUAUUUUUUGCGUAAUGGAAAAUUUUAUAUCUUUUUUUUUUUGGGUAAAUAACAUUAUAACAUUUUGUAUUUAUUUGGUUACCAAUCACAAAAAAAGCAUUUUUUCUGAUAUAAUGGAACCAAG
Messenger RNA from Lactuca virosa, 777 nucleotides. The record is from the annotation of a GenBank genome assembly. NCBI's taxonomy places the organism in Eukaryota, Viridiplantae, Streptophyta, Magnoliopsida, Asterales, Asteraceae.